Molecule: messenger RNA, 351 nt
Organism: Protopolystoma xenopodis
Lineage: Eukaryota; Metazoa; Platyhelminthes; Monogenea; Polystomatidea; Polystomatidae
Source: the annotation of a GenBank genome assembly
AUGCCUCGAUUUACUCUAAACUUAGCUGGUCGCGUAGCAGCUGGAAAGUGUUUUCGACUUUAUACGGCUUUUGCCUACCAGACUGAGCUGGAAGCACAGCCAGUGCCUGAGAUCCAGCGCAUCAAUUUGGGCAACGUAGUUCUGCUUCUUAAGUCUCUGGGAAUUGACGAUCUUCUUCACUUUGAUUACAUGGACCCUCCGCCUCAUGAAGCACUUAUUAUGGCAUUGGAGCAGCUCUAUGCCUUGGGAGCCCUAAACCACCGUGGAGAGCUCACUAAAAUCGGUCGUAAAAUGGCUGAAUUUCCUUGUGAUCCUCAACUUUCUAAGAUGAUCCUCGCCUCGGAAAAGUAA